GCCCAAGCCCCAAGGAUAAGACGAGGCGAGCAACGUCGACCACAGAUGUGGUCAUUCACGGCUGCGCUCGACCGUUCCACCUGCAGUGCAGAGUGCGACAAGUAUAUGAUCAAGGUCCAUCCCAGCGACCUGCUGCCCAGUGCUCGCCGGCUGCUUGUUUACUACUUCUUGCUUCAUCUCUUCUUCGGUGACCAGCAAACUCAACCUGAGCUGCGAGGGGUCCGAGCUUGGCCUCCAAUUCCUUCCUUCUGCCGUGUCGUACCGAGUUGCCCCCUUUCGUCCCUUCCUUCCCCCCUCUCUCUCUCCCCCUCUGCACCUUGCAUCUACCGCCGCUGCUUGCUUUGCAUAGCCCGUCCAGCCUAAACCAUAUACAGCCUGCCGGUGUCCAAUUGCAGCCAUGGGCCACCAUCGCCACAUGGACGAUGCUUCGUCCAUCUCAAGCUACUCAUCCGCUGGUUCUUCCCGUUCGUCCUCGAGGUCAUCCUCGAGCUCGGGAAGUUCCAAGAAGUCAAGGUCGUCCCAGGUGUCCCAUUCCAAUAUCAAGAGUGACCAUUGGGCUGUCUCCCUCAUGAAAUAUACUGCCGGAGCCCCUUUCGGCAAGCCAAUGUCCCUGCGCAAGACCAAAGUCCGCGAGCUCCAGGGGGCCUGGGACUAUGACGACGACGACGACGACAGUGCCAGCAUCUACAGCAACGUCUCAUACACCACGUACGCCUGGGUCAAACCGAAAUGGGACGAUAGCAUCUCCGAGAUCGCCUCCAGGUCCGAUAGCCGGAGCAGCGGACGGCGUCGCAGAGGGCCGAAUGCACAUGGCCGGCCUCGCUUCACCGCGCCCCCGCACACGCACCAGCACCCACCCCCGUUCAACCAUCCACCGCCGCCACCUCCGCACUUCAUGACGCCUCCGGGUGCUCCCGUGUACGACGAGGGCCCCGGCUUCUUCGACUUGAACCCCGGAUUCUAUCCGCCGCCUCCACCGCCUCCCCCUGCUGAUAGCGGCGGGGCCCCGGCUUUCUUCGACCUGAGUGGUGGUGGUGGCGGCGGCAAUCACCCAGGAAAGUACGAUGACUGGGAGUAGACAGACCGUCUUUGAAUAUUGUCGAUACCGUACCCAAUCGGGUGUUGAUUUCCUUUUGCUUGUAUUUUAUUUUAUUUUGUCUUCUUUUUAGGUUUGGCGUUUGAACCACCAAAAUACUACUCAAAGCCCCUCCCCCCGAUUAGUACCCAGGACACCGAAGGGAAACACAGAACCUUCAAGGAGGCGGAGGGGGUUGGAGGGUGAAGGAUUUGAUGACUUAUAAUAUCUGAUUCAAUGCUUAUUCCAACGAUAUGUUCACAUGGAAAUACCUCUCUGUACCAACCAAAUUUGAUACUCCUAGGUUGCCAUCGUUGUGGACCUAGUAGCGACAUGACAACAUGAUUUGAUGUGACGCCAU
This is a messenger RNA of Colletotrichum navitas, 1436 nucleotides long. RefSeq lists its product as uncharacterized. Lineage: Eukaryota; Fungi; Ascomycota; Sordariomycetes; Glomerellales; Glomerellaceae. The coding region runs from base 398 to 1078 and encodes 226 amino acids. The transcript has a single exon. The record is from RefSeq and is a predicted model, not a curated record.